This is a messenger RNA of Symbiodinium sp. CCMP2456, 2064 nucleotides long. The record is from the annotation of a GenBank genome assembly. NCBI's taxonomy places the organism in Eukaryota, Dinophyceae, Suessiales, Symbiodiniaceae.
AUGGACAACAUUCUGCUGCUCUCAGACAGCUACAAGGUCAGCCACUGGCGUCAGUACCCGCCAGGGACGCAGUACGUCUACAGCUACUUCGAAAGCCGCGGCUGCGAUCGAGAGGGCUGGGAUGAAGUUUGCUUUUUCGGCCUGCAGUACUUCUUGAAGCGCUACCUGAGUGGGAAGGUGGUUACCCGAGAGAAGAUUGAUGCAGCGACAAAGAUCUAUUCGCAGCACUUUGGUGAUGGAACAAGUGAGAAUCCAGAGCUAUUUUACAAGGAGGGCUGGGAAUACAUUCUCGAGAAGCAUGGCGGCAAGCUGCCAGUCAAGAUCAAGGCGCUCCCAGAGGGCACUGUGGUCCCGACCAAGACCGUGCUCAUCACAGUGGUUAACACAGACCCCGCCUGCUACUGGCUCACAAACUUUCUGGAGACGCUACUGGUGCAGGUCUGGUACCCCAUGACCGUUGCCACCAACAGCCGCUACCAGAAGUUGUCCAUCCAACAGUACUUGGAGGAGACCGGCUGUGAAGACUGGGCCCCUCCUGGAGGUUCCUCGUUCAAGCUGCACGACUUCGGCUUCCGAGGAGUCUCAUCAGUGGAGUCAGCCGCCCUGGGGGGCAUGGGCCAUCUGAUCAACUUUAUGGGAUCUGACACCGUGAUUGCGCUCUCUGCUGCGCAAGAGUACUACGGUGCCAAGAAGGCAAUUGGAUACUCGAUUCCAGCAUCGGAGCACUCCACGAUCACGUCCUGGGGCGUUGAGGGCGAGCUCGAUGCCAUGCGAAACAUGCUGGACCAGUAUCCGACAGGCCUUGUCGCCUGCGUGAGCGAUUCCUUCGACGUCUUCAAAGCUUGCAGGGAAUACUGGGGCGGUGAACUCAAAGAGAAGAUCAAAGGUCGCAUCAGUGAGACCAGUUUUGGGCAGCUCGUUGUUCGACCCGACAGCGGAGAUCCGGAAGAGACCUGCGUUGCCAUCAUGAAGAUCCUGCUCGAGUGCUUCGCGGAGGAUGUCACCGAGACCAAGACUGGACACAAGCUGCUCCCGCCAUGCAUCCGAGUAAUUCAGGGCGACGGUGUUGAUUACGAGUCCAUUCCGAAGAUUUUGAAGCGCUUCAAGGAAGAGGGCAUCGCUGCCGCAAACAUCACGUUCGGAAGUGGCGGCGCCUUGUUGCAGAAGGUCAAUCGCGACACGUUCAAGGUCGCGUUCAAGUGCGCAGAAAUCGUGCUCGAGAACGGCGAGGCCAGAGACGUCUUCAAGGAUCCGCUCACUGACGACGGCAAGGCUUCCAAGAAAGGCCGACUAACUCUGCAGAAGGCGUCGGACAUUGUCAGCUACUCCCCGGAAGAUGUGUACAAGCCGCGACAAGGGCCAGACGGUGUGAAAGGCGGUACUGGCUACCUGCACUUCACCCCAGAUGGCAAAUACGUCACCGUAGCGAGCGGCAGGGGUGAUCCAGAGAAAGACCUUCUGGUGGAUGUCUUCGCAGACGGCGAGGUUCUGAAGGACUACAAGAUCGGCGAAAUUAGAAAGCGCGCCGAUGUUCCACAUGGUCCCUUCAUCAAUUUGCCGGAGGAGCCUGAGGAGCCUGAGCCGGUCAAGCAGGUCCCAGCUGAGCCUCAGGCAAGAAUUCUUGUGCCAGGCCAGGGGAUGGCAAGGUCUGUUGUCGCUCCGACGUACAUCUCCAACAUGCCCCUCCAGCGCUUUCCCUACAUGCCCGGUCAGGGUGUGGUAAUGAUGCCGCCCGGCGCGGCCAAGGUUGGGACGGUCAUACAACACCCGAGCUUCGUCGCCGCACCGCAGGUGAACCGUCCGAGCUUUGUCGCUGCUCCUCCUGCCGCGCCCGGUCAGCCUGUAGCUCGACCGGCCAUGCCGCAGAUGGCGCCGAACUUUGUCAAUGCGCCACGCGUAGUUGCAGCACGCCCGAGCUACGUUGCGGGGCCUAUGACCACCACCGGGCAGAUCCCUCUGCAGGCCACGAUGCGACCAGGAGUUAUCAUGAACGCCGGCACCAUUCCGCAGAGGAGUGCAUCUGUUGGCUUCGGUAUGGGCAAUGUCGUGCAGCGAGCAAAUUGA